Onychomys torridus (southern grasshopper mouse) is the source of this 6716-nucleotide messenger RNA. RefSeq names its product stum, mechanosensory transduction mediator homolog (gene Stum). Bases 202 to 627 code for a protein of 141 amino acids. The transcript has 4 exons. Lineage: Eukaryota; Metazoa; Chordata; Mammalia; Rodentia; Cricetidae. The record is from RefSeq and is a predicted model, not a curated record.
UGUCACGCUGCCCCUCCCGCCCUCCACUCGGGGUGGGGGCGUGGAGCGCGGGAGGGCGGGCUUCUCCGCCCGCCUCGCUGCACCCGGAGCGCGCUGGCCUCCUGAACCGGGCGCGGAGCGCGCAGCCCAGAGCCGGCAGCCGGCUAUUGCCUGCCCUCGUGUCCUGGGCGGCUGUCGGGUUCCUGGAGAGCGCGUCCAGCCAUGGAGCCUUUGCACAAAGACGCCGAGACGGCGGCGGCGGCGGCGGCUGUGGCAGCGGCUGAUCCCCGGGGGGCGUCGUCGUCCAGCGGGGUGGUCGUGCAGGUUCGCGAGAAGAAGGGCCCCUUGCGCGCCGCCAUCCCCUACAUGCCCUUCCCGGUGGCUGUCAUCUGUCUCUUCCUCAACACUUUCGUGCCGGGCUUGGGUACCUUCGUCUCGGCCUUCACUGUGCUGUGUGGGGCCCGCACUGACCUCCCAGACAGGCACGUGUGCUGCGUCUUCUGGCUGAAUAUCGCUGCGGCCCUAAUUCAGGUGCUCACGGCCAUCGUUAUGGUGGGCUGGAUCAUGAGCAUCUUCUGGGGCAUGGACAUGGUCAUCCUUGCCAUCUCCCAAGGGUACAAGGAUCAGGGUAUCCCACAGCAGCUGUGAGUCUGCAGAACCUGCCAGGGAAGUCCAGGGUCCUGUGAGGGCUGCACCAGGUGACUCCGGGCACAAGGACCUUCACAUGUUCUCUUCUGUCGCCUCUCAGAUUGGGGUAGAAAGGGAGUAUUUAAAAACAUACUAUUUAUUUUGAAAAACACACCUGCUUUUCUCAGCAGGCUCUGAGGCCAACUUCUCCCUCUGCUCCAGAGGGCACAGGAAGAACAGGGCCAGAACUUCAAGACUGGGCGAGAGGCAGGAAAUUGACCAAGCACCAGAGAUGCUGGGCAUGCCUAUCCAACUGCCCACUCAACAGACACCCAGGCCUGUCAGGAUGGGCUGCUGUAGACCCUGUGCAGGUGAUCAGACAUUCUUCCAGGCAUUAGGACUUCAUGGGGCGCUUCCCCUGGGCCCUCACGCCCUCGCUCAGCCAUGUGGUUCCCUGUAUCUACUCUGUGUUCUCCUGGGGGUGGAGGGUUCAGGGUAGCCAGGUGGAAGCCCAGUGUAGAAGGGUCCCUGGGUCUCUGCAGGUGUCUGAUGACACCCCAGCCUUUCAGCCGCCGGGUGUGCGUGUAUGACCUUUGCUUCCCAGAGGCAAGGGCGGCACCAGCUCCCCUCUGGGAUGAUAUUGCUGGAAUUCCAGAUGUUUAUAUGCAAAACGACCAGACUGAGUCAUGAGUGGCUGUGGACCAACAGCCUUCUUGGAUGUAUUUACUACGGUUUCUGGUCCCCUCUCCUUCCAACAUCCAUGUGUUUCCGAAUCCAGAUGGUUUGGUUUGAGGAAGUUGACGGCAUCCAUUCAUUGCUAUUUCCUAAUCCCUCCCCCACCCCCCAGCUGAGUCUGGGCUUCCCACCCACUGCCAAGCAUGCAGCUCUCUCUAGAGAGUCCCGUGAACAGUCAGAUAGCUUGGGACCCAUGAAAUGUAAAUAGCCUUGCCUGUUCAGGUCUCCCAAGCAAGGCCUAGGGGACACUGGAGACUCGUCUGCAUUUGAAGUGGGAGAAGAGCAACAUCAUGAGGUUGAGGACUUCCACCUGGAAUUCAUACAUGCUGCCAGAGGAUGCGUUGUGAGGCUGAAGUGGCUGGCAUGACGUGUGGACCUUGGUGCCCCUUUAAGCGGCAAACCUGGGAGUGAUGUACCAGCACAGAGCUAGAUCAUUAGUAGGGGGAGAAAACAACAGAAACUUUGCAGGCACCAGUCUGAUGAAGAGAAAGGCGAUCCAAAAUUACAGUGAUGGUGUGGCUAUUUACAUCUCCCUUCAUCCUCGUUCUCACGUAGGAAGCGCUAACAAGUGGGACAGGCCCAGAGCUCAGUUCCCAGCCGCACUGGCCACGAGCCAUCAGUGGGUCCCUCUUGGAGAAUCUUCCCUUAUCUAACAGAGGCUCUGUCACAGCAUGGCCAGGCCUAAAGAAAGGAGCUGUCCACUCACUGCCUUGGUGGAUGGAGGCUCUUGGGAAGCAGCUCCCAUUGCCCUGGGGUUCCAGCCCCCUACCAGGCUCCUCAAUAGCAGUCUUUGGGAGCAGGCCCCCAAACUGGACAGCCCCUGACGUCAUCAUGAAGAGCUGUAGUCCUCUGACGGCUCCCUCCUGGACUAGUUUGCCUGUCCUACCCUGUGUCUACCCAUUAGUUUCUUCCAGAGCCGUGUGGGACCAAGGUGCACCCUCAAACACCUGCCAGGGUCCUGUAUCUUCUUCCUGUGUUCCCUUCUGUUGCUUCUGUGUGUCUACAGCCCCUGUGUUGGGCUACCACUCUGGCAGAUCACUGCUCUCAAGGAAGCUCCAUCAGGCACCAAAGCUGUACCAGACAGCCAGGGCACAGAGAAACGAUGGGUCAAUGUGCUCUCCUCUACUGCCAGGGCCCCUUACUCCACCUAGCCGGUGAUGACCGGCCUUGGCAAGGGCAGCCCCCAGAGUGAGGGAGAAGUCUAUGUGCCUGGUUUGGAGUGGGGGUGGCUACUCGGGGAGUUAAAAGGAGAUAGCAAUUUGCCUUGCUUGUUUCAUGACGUGAGCCACACUUAGUGGGACUUUUCUGAGUGACAAGCGUCACCAUGAGUUCCAGUGUGGGAUGACUUAAUACAGGGGUUUGUGAGCUUGGGAAGUUGCCUCCUUCUUGGCACCCCUCCCACUCCAGGAGGCCGAUGUGGGUGGACUUAGGAGCCCCCCAGAAUAGUGUGUCUGAGGGUUGCUGUUAGCUACAAACAGCAGCCUCUGGGUGAGGCACAGCUUUAGUAUAAUUCUCAGAUGAUGGACAGUGGCUAAAUUACUCCACAUCGUCCAACCUGGCCAUUGGAUCUAGGUGACCAGAGUUCGUUUACUAAACACCAGCUAUCUAGAAAGCAGGACCAUCAAGCCAGAAAGUGCUUCAUGGCUACAGGGCCCUUUCGGAACAAGGCUGCCUGGAUGGCGUUGCUCAGGGCUGCUGUCCCAACCUUGGGAAAGAAUUCAGAAGAAUAUUCCCUGGCUAUGAGUGCCAGGGGCAGAGAUCAGAGGCACACAGAGAGCAUCCUGGUGAAUGAAACACUGCCAGGAACUGAUGCGACAUCAUGGUCAGAGUGGCCAUUUUUCCACCACAGUGGGACCCCGGAGCAACAGUGAGGCACUGCGUAGCCUGAGCGCCCUGGUUUCAUUUUUGUCGCCAUGAUAAAAUAUGCUGACGAAAAAGCAGCAUGCGAGAGGAAGGGGGCUUUUGUUUUGGUUUCCGUUUUUUGCUUCUAAUCCAGGUGAUGUACCGUCUGUCAUAGCAGAGGAGUCGUGAUGCCGGAACUCGAAGCCGCGUGUUGUGCAUCCGCAGUCAAGAGCAGAGGGGAGUGAAUGCAUCCGUGUGUUUGCUCUUUUGCACCUCAGCUAGUUUUAUGUACACUUACAAAGUCCAGGACCGUGAAAUGGUGCCACCCACAAUCAGGGUGGACCGCUAGCUUCAAUGAACAAUUGUUCAAUGAACAAUUAAGAUAAUCCUCCACAGACAUGCCCACCGGUCAAUCUGAUCUAAAUAAUUCCUCAUUAAGACAUUCCCCAUGUGGUUCUAGGUUUUGUUAAGCUAACACUAAGCAGCAGUAUGUAGUGUAUUGUGGAGACCACUGGGGACCCCAGACCAUGACCAGGGGUCCUGUGGAUUGUGGACUGUGGCCACUAUGGUACCACCCACUCCCAGCCUCAGACUGAUUCAGCUGCUGCCCUGGUUCAAGUCUCCAGCUGCCCUGGAGAGAUGAGAAGGAAGUGACAAAGACAUGAUCUGCUCCCUGCCUCCAGGCCCCAGACCCACCCCAGAACACAGCCCCCCAGAAGGCCCGGCCCGGGUGUUGCCCAGAGCAGUUCAUCUCUUGGGUUCUGUGAACAGCCUGUGGAGAGGGGGUUAGUUAAGCUUUCCCAUGGAGAGUGGAGGCAUCUCCCCCAGACACACACCCCUCAGGAGUCACAAGGAGGGAUAGUGAACCUCUUCAGAUGGAUGGGGCAGUGCCCCCCCCCCUGCCUUCCUGGAUCCUUGACCUUAUCUGCCCUCAAAGCCAUGCCCCCUGGCUUCUACGGGCCCCUGAUGGAGGGUGGGAGCAGAUGGCAGCUAGAGACAGUUGGUGCUGAGAGCUGCCUGGCUCAUGGGAUCCAGUUCCUGCACCCCCUCACAGGACCAGUGUUGCACUGAUGCAUAGAAUCGUGGGGUGUAGGAUGCUGGGGCCUGGGGAGCAGAGAGGUGAGCUCAGCUGAAGGAGACCCGGAAAAUGAGCCACAUGGCUAGCAUGUCCCCUAGACAGAAAAGGAUCAAGAUGUGCAAAAGAAAAGCCAUCUAUACAUCUCAAACGCUGGGUCUAAGGCCAACGUACAGUGGCUGAAACCACAAGACAACUCCCCCACCCCCGCAAAGGUCUAAGGUUUCUGAAGGGGGAAAGUGAAGCUGAAUGGCUAGUCCUUUUUCCUUAAGAAGCAAAUCACAGCUGUCUUUCUCUUUAGCUGGUCUCUUCCCAGCUGGCAGGGUGGCCACCUUAACACAUGCCUCCAGCUUACAUGAGGUGGGAGUGGGCCAUCUAGUCCCUAGUGAUGUGCGUCCUUCUUAAAGACCCGCAUGAAAAAAGCUGGGGCCAUGUACAGUAUGCUGGGGAUGCAGAAAUGUAGUGCUCUGUUAGUGGUAACGGCAGGUCUUUCUCACACCCUCUGGAUCAUGUUCUAGCUCCACUGUAGGGAUCCAAGGGGAGCUUUGGGAAACCCCCAGCCUCCCUAGUCAUGGCUUCCUAGAGGCUGGCCUCCUUUGUGGUUUGGGAGGCUUUGGGCUUAGAGAACACUCCGUAGACACUGCCAUCACUUACUCCGGGCAGAAGUGUGCCCAAUGCAGACCAAGGUUUCCCCCUAGUGGAGGCAGGAAGCCAGGACACCAUCUGUGGGCCAGGGGUGGGGUCCACGGGCCCAGCUGUGUGGUUCUGCAGUUAGCAAAUGUUCCUUCAGUACUAAAAAUGCUCAGGUCCUGAGCUCAGAUGAAAGAUGCCCUUCACUCCACAUCCCUGCAGUACCCAGCUUCCACCAGUGACAGCAAGGCCGGGGAGACCCUUUCUUCAAGGACCAGCUGCUCUGUAUCCUUCCAGAGAGUUCUGUGCCCAGGUUGUCGGGGACAUGGAGGUCAUCUUGGGUAUUGCCAGGGACAUAGUGUUGUGAAGAGGUCAGCUGAGUGGCGAGGGAGAGGUUCAAAGCCCACAGUCUUCCUCCUCUUCCUGUCGGCUUUCAAAAGCCUCUGGAUGUUACUGGCUUCACAGAGGCAGAGUAUGAUUCCACUCAGAGCAUGACCCAGCCUCAAUCCCAUGAUGCACUAUGACAGAGUGAAUCCCAACCAUGGUGGUCCCAAGUACCCUUCAUGUCCCGGGGUGACUAUGGUCUAGCAUCACCCAUGUCCCUCUAUCUGCCUUGUUCUCUACAGUAUAGGAACUAAGCCAGCCCUUCAUUUCCCCAAUCCUGCCAAAGUCAAGGGUUUAGAGAACCCAGGCCCACCCAGGCAGGGGAGGCAUGUUGACCUUACUACUCACAAAGGCUGGCAGCCCAGAGCCGGAAGGGCCCAGAUUCUUCUUGGCAAAACAAAUACUAGUCCAACAUGCCACAACCCUCCACCCUGCAGGGCAAGUGACCUUUUUCCCAGGGAAACACAGAGAAGUACCUCUUUGCCCCAGAUAGGCCACCAAAGGUCUGACUAAAGAAAGGAUCACACCAAAGUUAAUUCUGGGACCCAGUGAGUUUAUGGGUUACUUACAGGAACAUGGGUGACUCUUGGUAAGCUACGUCACAGAAAAGCCCCACCCCAGCAUGGGUGACCACUCAGGAGCGCUGUAUCAUUGCUAUCAUCAGCCACCUCGCCCCCAACUCCGUCCCCUACGCACACCGGGGUUCCUCUCCCUUCUGGGCUCGGUAUCCCCAGGGCGCCACAUUCAGAGGGUGAUGAUGGCGUUUGUGACAAACUGCUGCAGGCUUUUGUGGAGCUGCGGCUGGCCUUCUCACAGGCUCAGCUGGAUACCGUACACAGGCUGCUCUUUUGGUUUCAACAGCACGUAAAAGGAAGACCCUGGCUCUGUCGCUGAAUUAUGGCAAGUGCUGUGUUGUGAAUUCUUGGUUUGGUGUUGCCUUCGUUUGGGACUCUUCUCUCUGUUAAAUUAACUGCUGUACAUCUUUCGUGUUCUCUGACGAUAUCCACGGCUUUCUUCUCUCACUCCUACUCACAGAGAGUCCACAUGCCCCACUCUGUCCAGGGCGGGCAUUACCAGCCCAUUCCAAAGAUUGGAGACUACUUGGAAUGUCUCAGCUCCAGGGAAGAGUCUAGACUUGCCUGGCUGAAACUGGGGCCCAGGUCUGACUUUGGCUAAAUUUUCCCAGUGUUCUCAGGCUUGACCCCGCCCCCAACCCCCAGUCUCGGUCUGGGACCCGCAGGGUCCCACAAGGGCUGAGCAGAGCUCCUGCUUCUCCAGCCUUCCACCAGCUUUGAACCCCUUCCGUCCAGAAUGCUACUGCCCAUGUGAUGGAGAACCACCCACAACAACAAAGCCAAUGUACAUAUCUCCAUAUACAUAUGUGUACAUACACAUGCGAUCCUGUUAUAAAUAUACAAAGCAUGGCAUUUCUUUGGCAUUCUAA